UUUGGAAAACAUAAAUCAUACUUGAAUUUCACAAUGUUAUAUACAAUUUAUACAUUCGUAGUUAUUUUACAUGGCUAACAUGGCUAAUGCCGAAGUGAAAUGUUCGUUAAUACGCUGGAAACAUAAAUUUUAAAGCGAUGAACGAAGUGGACGGAGAAGAGGAGGAAACAUGCUACAAAGAAGAAAUUAUUUAUUCCAGACAGUCAAUUUCAAACACGGAAUGCAAGGAAAACGUAGAGGAGUUACAACCGGAGUGGAAAGAAGCACGUCGCAAUUGUGGCCUUUUAGCAAUCCUGAAUAUACUUCAGAACUACGCAGUUACGGCGUUACAAAUGUCUGAGAUGCGGGAUCUGCUGACGUUCCGGACAGACCUAUACACAGUAUUUAAAGAAAGACUGGUGUCUGCGAGUAAGAGUGAUGUUGAACUGAUUUUAUCAGGUAGCCUAUCUCAGAAGUUAACUGCUUUUCACUUCAUCUACCCAAGUAAAGAAUCGGGACAGUUUGGCAGAAAGGCCGAUACAGACAUUGACGUUCUGAUUGUUGACAAGUCCAACAAGGUAACGGAGAAAUACACACCGGGAAAUAACUUCCUAAUGCAACCAACCAAACAUAUAGGAUAUGUCCGGCUUUAUAAAGGAGUUCCAAACAGGUCAAAGUGCAUAUCUAGCAAGGGGUUUCGGAAACACUGGAAAUCAUUUGUCGACGACACAGAGCUAUUUACACGAUAUACAGGGAGGGGUAACAGAUUUCCAAGAAGAGGAGAUACAUUGACAGGUCCAGCUAUAACAAAGGUUGAAAAUCUUCAGAUGAGGGACUUUUUUGACCAUGACUUUGUUCCUGCUAUUCAGUGCGUGGAUUGGCCUUCACAAGCCCGCGACUGGAUCUUAAGGAAAAGAAGUUCUGACUGGCCUACCAGACAACUGUUAGAGGAAUGUGUGUCAUCAACAUGUCACGUGGUUCCAGUUGGCUGCAAAGAUAGCAUGUGUUCAGAGAAAGGAAAAGAGUGGCGUCUCUCGUUCACAGAAACAGAGGUGAAGCUUGCGCGUUCUUUCACAGAAAAACAGAGGCAGUCCUAUAUUGCUGCAAAAAUGUUGAUCAAAACUGCUGUAAAUCAAUUAAGGAAUAAAAUUCCUUAUUUGAAACAAUAUCGCCUUGUUAGUUCGUAUGAUGUGAAGACAACCAUGUUCUGGCUGUGUGAAACCCGCACUAACUGGGAUGAUGUAUUAGCAAACGUGAAGGAUAUAAUUAACAGUCUGUUGGGUUAUUUUGGCAUGCGGUUCUUGCCCGAUUAUUUCAUUCCUGAGAAGAAUUUGAUCGCAGGCGUUAGUGAUGACAUGUUCGGCAUCUGCGAAAACAUUUUGAAGGAAACAUCCUAUCUACCGAUUCAAAUAUUCAAAGCCUGUUAUUACCAGACAUAUUCCUCCUGUUUUCAGUACGACAUGGAUUGUUCACCUUUACUACGGAAAAUGUACAACGAGAUCUGUGAUUUUGAGAAGUUUGGCAAACCCACGAGAAAGCUGAUUAUUUUCACUAUUUUACAAAUUAUGAUGGAAAUUUCAAGCUCGAUUGUAUGUUCUUAUCAUGCACGAGAUCUGGUCUCUAGCAUACUUGUUAUGCUAGACGCCUUAAAUGAAUUGCACUGCCAGUAUGUUACGGUUUUUGGUAUGACAAAACUGUUUUCCGAAGAUGACAUUAGCAGUCUAUCCUCAGAGAAUGAGACUCUUGAAAAACUGUCUUCAUUUAAUGAGGUGUUCGUAAACACUAUAUCCAAUCCUGAUGUAAUAUCCCAAUUAGGAAAUGAUGUUUUUGCUGUGUUAACAGUUUUCUUUUCUGACAAUGUUCCCUCAGCAUCUAUCGCUUACGGCGGACGCGCAGAGAUUGUUGAAUUUGCAGAGCUUGUGCAACUGAAUAUUAACAACGAGCAGUUGGUUAGAAUGGCGAAAGAUGCAUAUGGUAGCGUAGAAAAUCUUUUGAAAAAAGCAGACGAAAUGGAAGAAGAAGUGUCAGAACUCUACGACAUCUUUUCCCAAACUGCGGAAACAGCUCUGAUUGCAUACCACAACGUUGUGAAGGAGAAUAAGUUAAUGGAAACCACAGAUUUCGCCUGUCUUGAAGAGAAUGUAAUCGUUUAUUGCUGCGAAACGUUCGAGAAAAAUCUGUCCGGAAUUUUAGAGGAGGAAAGCCUUGGAUGUUCAUCUUCAAGGGAAAGACUUACUUUGUUACGAUCAAAAGUUAAGAGAAGCGACAUUCGUAUGCAAAUAGGCUAACGAUUAAUAGGCUGAAAGCAUAAAGGCGAAAUCUGGUGAAAAUAUAAAGAAGAUUAUAAUGCAAGGAACAAUCAAGUCUAUGUCACAUUGUGUGAUUUUUCUACAAAAGUAAUGAACCAGGAAAAGCUAAGACAAACUUUUUUUUUUAUAUCUCGACGAGCGACUAUUCCAAUUGUUACUGAAUUGAAAUACCUAACCAAUUAAUGCUUUUAGCCAUUCAGGAAGUUAUUGAGUACAGAAACAUUUGUGGUUUCAAAUUAAAUCAGGCGCUUAAUUUUGUUGCCAAUGUUAUUGUCAGGGUGUCAUUCUAAUUUUUCUUGUUUUUAGUCUGUACAAAACUUAGGGAAUUAGUUAACUCAGCAUACGUUUGUUUCAUUAAUUAAUGAGACAAUUUUAAUUAUGCAUAUAAUAGUGUAACUUUAACCAAAUGCAUUGUUUAAUAUAAUGUGCUUGGUACAGUACCACAAGCAAUGUUAACCCUAGUAAGAUACAUAACUCUACAUCUUUUUAAACACAAUAUCAAGGACCGUGUUUUUGAAAAAAAAUGUCAAUGGAAAAAAGUCAACAAUUAUAAAAAUCAUUACUUUCGAUAUAUGUAUGAUAUUUAUGCAUGUGAUAAACUUGAUCUCAAAACUCCAAUGAAAAGAAAUGCAGUCAUUCAAUCUCUUCAUUAAUAAAUGUGAUAAAAACAUAUCAUUACGAGAUGAUUUGUGGCAGUGAUUGUACUUGUUGACAUAUUUGCACGAAUAAAAUCUAAUCUUAUCUGAUCUAA
Messenger RNA from Mercenaria mercenaria, 3039 nucleotides. RefSeq lists its product as uncharacterized. Bases 138 to 2267 code for a protein of 709 amino acids. Lineage: Eukaryota; Metazoa; Mollusca; Bivalvia; Venerida; Veneridae. The record is from RefSeq and is a predicted model, not a curated record. The transcript is spliced from 4 exons.